UGUGAAGAGGGCAGGGGAUGCCUUGGUCUGGGAGGGAGCCCACCCAACAGCCAGGCCCUGGUCCAUCAGGAGACCCAGGGCUCAGGAGGUUCAAGGGGGCAGAGGACCUGCUCAGGCUCCAGGGCAAACCUCUCACAAGGAACUGUCUUCCAGGGCUGAGUCUGGACCCCAGAAUUCCAGUGCAGGCAGGGACUCUGCCCAAACCCAGGCUCUGGGCUGAGCCAGGAUCUGUGAUAGCACGGGGGGAACCUGUGACCCUCUGGUGUGAGGGGACCCCGGAAGCCCAGCAGUACCAUCUGUACAGAACAGGAAGCCCAGCAUUCACAGAUACACAGACCUCAUCUGAGGCUAGGAACAAGACCAAGUUCUCCAUCACUUCCAUGACAGAAUAUGAUGCAGGGCGAUAUCGCUGUUACUAUCACAGCCCUGCUGGUUCAUCAGAGCACAGUGAUGCCCUGGAGCUGGUGGUGACAGGAUUCUACAACAAACCCAGCCUCUCAGCCCUUCCCAGCCCUGUGGUGAUCUCAGGAGGGAAUGUGACCCUCCAGUGUGGCUCAUUGCAGAGAUACAACAGGUUCUUUCUGAUUAAGGAUGGAGAAGACAAGCUCUCCUGGAUGCUAGACUCACAACAAAGCCCCAGUGGACAGGUCCAGGCUCUGUUCCGUGUGGGCCCUGUGACCCCCAGGCAGAAGUGGACAUUCAGAUGCUAUGGCUGUUACAGACGCACAUUCCAAGUAUGGUCACAAUCCAGUGACGCCCUGGAACUCCGGGUCUCAGGUCCACACCUCCAGGAUCACACGGUGGAGAACCUGGUGCGCAUGGGCGUGGCUGGCCUGGUCCUGGUGGGCCUUGGGAUUCUGCUAUGUGAGGCUUGGCAUAGCCAGAGAAGCCUCGGAGAUGGAGCCAGAAGGUGAACACGAGAAACAAAGGAUGACGCAUCUUCUGAGGGGCAGAAGCCUGGGUGUUAAUCCAAUGUUUCCGGGAGAUUCUGGAAAGGUCCUGGGGUUAUAAAUUGGGGACUGUCAGCUGAAAGGAAUAAACUCACCUAUGGUUAGGAAAAAUGGCUGGGAGGGGCUGUGAAAGACGCUUCUUCCAAUCUUCUGUGACUCUUUCCCUCUUUCCUGGUGCUAAGACUCCCCAAUUGUCCCUUCUUUUCUCACCCCCAACACAGGAGGGCCCAGCCCAAGGCCCAGUUUGUGACCAUGCAUUUUUGGCCUCAUAGUCCAGGCCUCUUCUAUGUAAUUCAUUUCAUCUCCAUCUGUGCAUUCCUUGAUAUGUACUAGUGCAUCUGUCUACACAGUUGUGAAAAUAAAUCUGGAUUAACUAGGCAAAAA
This is a messenger RNA of Cavia porcellus (domestic guinea pig), 1334 nucleotides long. RefSeq names its product leukocyte immunoglobulin-like receptor subfamily A member 5. Gene Ontology annotation, cellular component: plasma membrane. Gene Ontology annotation, molecular function: inhibitory MHC class I receptor activity. The record is from RefSeq and is a predicted model, not a curated record. Lineage: Eukaryota; Metazoa; Chordata; Mammalia; Rodentia; Caviidae. The coding region runs from base 18 to 914 and encodes 298 amino acids. Gene Ontology annotation, biological process: cytokine-mediated signaling pathway. The transcript is spliced from 4 exons.